AUGGGGCAUAAAUGUGAAGAUCGAGGGAAGAAACAACAAUGGAAACCAAAACUCAAGCCACCAGAAAUUCCCAUGAACACAAUGCUUGUUAAGCCACCAGAAACUUCCACGAACAUAACACCUGUUAUAUCACCAGAAAGAGAGGAGACAAUAGGAACAAGAAGGGGUUCUUGGACAAGAGCACGGAAGUCUGUACGAGAUAAAGGCAAAAACAUCAUGACUGAUACUUACAACAACAUCAACUGUAACAAUGGUUUUGAUGCACUUGAGGUUUUGAAUGACCAUGAAGUGACCAUAAACUCUGAACCAUGUUAG
This is a messenger RNA of Lathyrus sativus (Indian pea), 315 nucleotides long. NCBI's taxonomy places the organism in Eukaryota, Viridiplantae, Streptophyta, Magnoliopsida, Fabales, Fabaceae. The record is from the annotation of a GenBank genome assembly.